AAAGGUCGUCCACAGGGCUCAAAAUCUGGGUCACGCAAUGGGGAUCGUCAAAACGGGGAUUGUAUUGCUCAUCGGCUCCUUUUGGGGCUCGAUCGUGCUUUUACGAAGCAUCUUUCUGAUAUUCACAGAUCGUGCAAAGUUUCUAGCGUUUCGCGUUCGUGAGACACCGCCUUCAUGUUUGAGUGACAACGAUAUAUGGAAGCAUGAUUCUAUCAAGUUGAAGGAUGUGAAGAUCCACUAUGUCUCUGCUGGGGAUCCAAACAAGCCAUUGAUGUUGUUCUUGCAUGGCUUCCCCGAGUUCUGGUUUUCUUGGAGGUACCAACUAAGGGAGUUCUGUAAGGAUUACAGAUGUAUUGCUAUAGACAUGCGAGGGUUUGGCGACUCGGAUAAACCCAGCGGGAUGCAUCAUUAUGAGAUGGGAAAGCUUACUACUGACGUGAAGGAUGUCAUUGAAGGCCUUGGUUAUAAGGCAUGUACCCUUGUCGCCCAUGACUGGGGUGCAGCAGUUGCAUGGAGCUUUGCCUAUGAGCAUGCAGACCUGGUAGACAAGUUGAUCAUACUCAAUGUGCCACAUUCCAGAGCCCGCCAUGAUAAUUUUAGCUUCAAGCAGUUCUUGGCAUCAUGGUACAUCAUGUUCUUCCAGCUCCCUUACCUCCCCGAGUGGUACAUGAGGCGCGGUGACCAAAUGAUCUUCAAUUGGCUAUUCAACAAGCCGCCCAGUGGUCGGGAGGGAAUGGUCACUCCCGAGGAAAUAGAAGCAUGGAAAUAUCAGUUUUCCCAACCAGGUGCUUGGACCUCGGCGAUCAACUACUACCGAGCUAAUAUAAGAACGGAUCGCAAGCAGUGGGGCAAGAUCACCAAGCCCACACUGAUCAUCUGGGGCGUGCGUGACAUAGCUCUAACAGAACUCUUGUGUGAUGGAUCGGUCAAAUACUGUGAGGAUGUGAUUGUGAAGAAGCUCGAUGCCACUCACUGGGUCAUGCAAGACAAGCCAGAUGAAGUCAACAAAUGUAUGCGUGAAUUCUUAGCUUAAUUAUAAUUUUGUGAUAAAAACUCGAUGGAUAGUACCAUGUCGGUUCAGUACUUAUGUACGCCACAUUAGGCAAAAUCAGUGAUUGUAUUAUUAUUGUACUGUUAUUAAAUACUUUUGUAAGGUAAUUGAAAAUAAACACAGUUUUUGAAAAUUUGAAUAGGUUUUCUUUGAUUUUCUCAAGUACAAAAGAUUUGUCAGGCACUUAUAUUAUUAGUGUGACGAUAUCUUAUAAAGGAAGUUGAUAAAUUGAAAUAUAAAACAU
Lineus longissimus is the source of this 1295-nucleotide messenger RNA. RefSeq names its product epoxide hydrolase 4-like. The record is from RefSeq and is a predicted model, not a curated record. NCBI's taxonomy places the organism in Eukaryota, Metazoa, Nemertea, Pilidiophora, Heteronemertea, Lineidae. Gene Ontology annotation, molecular function: hydrolase activity. The transcript has 6 exons. Bases 38 to 1033 code for a protein of 331 amino acids.